Messenger RNA from Aphanomyces astaci, 708 nucleotides. RefSeq lists its product as hypothetical. The coding region runs from base 1 to 588 and encodes 195 amino acids. Lineage: Eukaryota; Oomycota; Saprolegniomycetes; Saprolegniales; Verrucalvaceae. The transcript has a single exon. The record is from RefSeq and is a predicted model, not a curated record. Gene Ontology annotation, cellular component: extracellular region.
AUGAAGUCUGUCGUUGCUUUCGGAGUUAUUGCGUUGGCCGGAGCCGUGUCGGCCGCCCCGUGUGACAUCUCAGCCGUGUUGGGCGGCUUGACCCCUCUGGCUGCCGACCCCAACCUUGCGACGUGCAGUAACGAUUCCGGCUACAACUUCCUCGUCAGUGGUGCAUCUGGCAUCCCGCCUACGGACGACGAACUGGCCAAGAUCUCGUCCAGCACGGCGUGCAAGACGUUGUAUGCCAACCUUGGUGGCAUCGUGUCCAAUAUCUCUCCUUCGUGCACGUUGGGUGGCGUGGAGACGUCCACGUUUGCGACCUUGCCCCUUCAGGACGCGCUCGCCGCCAUCUUCACAGCCGUCAAGUCAGCUAACGUUACCCCGCCCACGGACACCACGACCGGCCACGAACACCACGACCACGCGUCCACCACCACCGCGCCUUCCACGGCGAAUGCGUCCACCACCACCACCGCGCCUUCCACAGCCAACGCGUCUACCACCCCCGCGCCUUCCACGGCCCCCGAGUCGUCUGCGACCAUCUCCGCCGUCUCCCUCGCAGCCGUCGGGUUGGCCGUGUACAGCAUGACAAACUAAACUCUGCAUAUUGUCAAAUCGAUUCAAAACUGGAGCCCUCACCAGAAUCGAAUGUAUUAAAAGCAUCGAUUAGAUAACUGUCUAAGCCAAUGAAAUCACGUCCUGUCAAAUUUCUUCCAA